This is a messenger RNA of Dovyalis caffra, 573 nucleotides long. The record is from the annotation of a GenBank genome assembly. Lineage: Eukaryota; Viridiplantae; Streptophyta; Magnoliopsida; Malpighiales; Salicaceae.
AUGUUGUCAGAAAGGUUUGCCAAAUAUGAGAAACAACUCAGUGAUGCACUCACCAGACCUUUAGAAUCCCUGUUUGAAGUUUGCAAAAAUGAAACAAAGUUCACAAUGGUUUUCAAUGAUGAAGAUGGUUUAAAACCAAGAUCUUUAAAAAUUCUAUCAGUCAUGGCAGCCAUACGCCCAGACAAGCAGGAAGACAAUAUUGAGGAAUUACUAUUUUCCUUACUCAUAGAUGGAACUGUUGCUGCUGUUCCAUCUUCCGAAGAUAGAAGUGUAGGAGCUACCAUGGACCCCCUUGCUGCAAACAAAUGGGAAGAGGAGGCUCAGGAGUUGAUAUAUAGGAGGCCAUCUUUUCUUUGGAGAACUGCAGAAAAUGCAGGGGCGGCAGCAGCAGGGACGGCAACAGGGGUGGCACUGGUAGCUGUGGGGCCAGCUGGUGCGGUAGGAGGGACAGUUGAGUUAGUUUUAGCAGCAGCUGCCACAGGAAUGAGGCGACAGGAAAUUGCUUGUGUAUACUUUUGUAUUGAUCAGAUUGAAGGGCUUAUGGAAAUCUUGGGCUACAACAAUCCUGUCUAG